Sesamum indicum (sesame) is the source of this 2182-nucleotide messenger RNA. Its product is annotated as protein DETOXIFICATION 48. Lineage: Eukaryota; Viridiplantae; Streptophyta; Magnoliopsida; Lamiales; Pedaliaceae. Gene Ontology annotation, cellular component: membrane. Gene Ontology annotation, molecular function: antiporter activity; xenobiotic transmembrane transporter activity. The record is from RefSeq and is a predicted model, not a curated record. Gene Ontology annotation, biological process: xenobiotic detoxification by transmembrane export across the plasma membrane.
CAAUAAUUCUUUGGAGUGCUUAGGAAGUAAUUAAUUAAGUUCUGAGCAAGAUGAUGCCCAAAUAAAAAGAAAUUGAGAAAGAAAUGAGUAAAUGAGAUAUUAUGUUAGAAAAUACGAUGAUGACAGCUUUGUAAGGAUUUGUCAUUUGAGGCCAAGAAUAACUGAGGUGAAGCUGUAGGUCUGGUAACAAAAAUUUGGCUUGCACUUCACACAGGACAAUCUCUUCCUACUGCCACCCUCCACCUUAUCCUGCCUACAUCUGUUCCUUCACCACCAAACACCCUUGCAAAAAUACACACAUUUUCACCUAAAACACACAUUCAGCUGGCGGUGACAGUGAAGUAGAUAGAGUUGUAUGUACCUAAGCCAUUUUUUUUAUCUAAGGCUGAGUGAAAGAGCUCCUCAGUAUUUAUACCAGAGAUUUUCAGUGUAAUUGGUUUGUCUCUGCAGUAUUUAAGCCUUCACCAGAGAGAAGGAUUCAUAAUAGAAUUGAGCUCUAGUUUCACUGUUUUCAUGGCUUCGGAACCUUCUGCUCCUCUUCUUGUAGACCAGAAUGGAGCCUGCAGAUUCAAGAGCAGUGGAGAAGAUUCAGAGUUUUGUGGCUCCCAAGUAGGAGGGCUCUCUUUGUCUGAGGUGAUUGUAGAGAUCAAAAUGAUCUACACAAUAGCCUUUCCCAUGAUCAUCACCGGCCUACUAAUCUACGGCAAAUCCUUAAUAUCAAUGCUGUUCUUGGGAAAGUUGGGGAAGGAUGUUCUAGCUGGUGGAUCACUCGCAAUUGGCAUAGCCAACAUAACCGGCUACUCCAUUAUCUCCGGCCUCGCCUUGGGCAUGGAGGCCAUCUCCUCUCAAGCCUUUGGAGCCAAGCAGUGGCCUCUCAUGGGCCAAACCCUACAACGCACUGUUAUCAUUCUUUUGUUUGCAUGCAUUCCCAUCUCCAUCCUGUGGCUAAACAUCCAACCGAUUCUCGCCUUCUGUGAUCAAGAUCCCACCAUUUCCUCCAUUGCUUCAACUUACCUUACUUUUUGCCUCCCGGACCUCAUAUUCCAGUCUUUCAUCAAUCCUCUCAAGAUCUACUUGAGGUCCCAAAACAUCACUCUCCCUCUCAUGUUGAGUGCAGCUUUAGCUCUCGCUCUGCAUGCACCAAUGAACUAUUUUUUCAUCAAUCAUCUAAGUCUUGGAAUUCGAGGGAUCGCUCUAUCCGUAGCUAUAACAGACUUCAUUCUUCUUGCAAACCUGAUGGUUUACUUGUGCUUUUGGGGCAUGCAGAGAAAAUCUAGGUUUCUUGGCAGCUGGGAGACAGUGAAAUCCUUUGAUCACGAAUGGAAAUCUAUCCUCAACCUCGCCUUGCCAAGCUGCAUUUCAGUUUGCUUGGAGUGGUGGUGGUAUGAGCUGAUGAUACUCUUGUCAGGGGUUCUUGCAAAUGCAGCUGAGGCUGUUGCCACCAUGGGGAUCCUCCUGCAGGCCACUUCCCUCAUCUACGUUUUCCCAUCAGCUCUCAGCCUAGCUGCAUCAACCCGUGUUGGUAACGAGCUGGGAGCAAACCAGCCUAGCAAGGCAAGAAACUCAUCCCUUAUAGCUUUGUUCUGUGCCAUCUUCACAAGCUUCAUUGCCAUGUCAUUCAUGGCAACUCUAGGCAGCACUUGGGCCCGGGCUUUUACUGAAGACGAGGCCAUCAUUGCGCUAACCGCAGCCGUCAUGCCGAUUGUGGGGCUGUGUGAGCUGGGGAACUGCCCGCAAACCACCGGAUGUGGGGUACUAAGGGGCAGUGCUAGGCCCAGUCUUGGCGUUCAUAUUAAUCUGGGGUCAUUCUACGGUGUGGGCUGACCACUGGCCGUUUUUAUGGGUUUUGGGAUGAAAAUGGGCCUGUUGGGGCUGUGGUUGGGUCUGCUGGGAGCCCAGAUCGUAUGUGCAGUUGUGAUGGUCUGGGCCUUGAGCAGAACAGACUGGUUACUGCAAGCGAACAGGGCAAGAGAGCUGACAGGAUCAAUGCAAAUUGUUGAUCAUGAAGAUGAGGGUGGAGAAGAGGAAGGAUUAACAUCAAUCAAAAUGUUUUACUAAUUCUUGAAGCCCUAUUUACUGUGUUAUUGCAAAAGUACGCGCCUAUUUCUUUCUUUCUUUUUCUUUUUUCCCGGAACUCUCCUUUUUUGAUGAAAUGUAAAUAAAUAAAUGUGAGUUAUAUUUU